This is a messenger RNA of Episyrphus balteatus (marmalade hoverfly), 4373 nucleotides long. Its product is annotated as mitogen-activated protein kinase kinase kinase-like. The transcript is spliced from 7 exons. The record is from RefSeq and is a predicted model, not a curated record. Gene Ontology annotation, biological process: protein phosphorylation. NCBI's taxonomy places the organism in Eukaryota, Metazoa, Arthropoda, Insecta, Diptera, Syrphidae. Gene Ontology annotation, molecular function: protein binding; ATP binding; JUN kinase kinase kinase activity. Bases 439 to 4197 code for a protein of 1252 amino acids.
CAAAGUAGGAAUUUUCUGACAUUAGUUGUGAAAAUAAUGGCCGAUUAGAAAUAAUUUCCGAAGAAAAAAAUCGCGAAUGAUGUUGUUUUGCGAUUAAAAACUUACAAAACUUCAUUAAAACAAAACGAAUUUAUCCGAGUUUAACUACAAAGUGCGAAAAAUUUAUCUCUACCCAAGUGAAAACACUCCAAAAACCUCGUAUUUCUACUGAAAACCAAAAUCAUGUCGUGUGGAGGAGUGUGCUGCCUUUGCCUUGCACCAGCGAUAGCGAAUUAAAAAAAAAAUCCAAUGCAUUGCUAAAAAAGUGUAAAACGUUUUUUCUCUUUAGCAUUAUAAAGUUGAAAACCAAACGAAUCAAAUAAAUCUAGUGUUAAAUUUAUCAAAAACACACUCGCGAAAAAGGUAGAUGUAACUUUUAAACCAAUUUAAUUCCCUCGAAUGCCACCACUAAUCCUCUUCAACAAUCAUUCGAGUUCGAGUGGACAAAAAAACACCACAGCAUUACUGGAUGGAACACAGGAACCAGGUGCAACAGCAGAUUCUCAGUCGGAUAUCACAAGUACUGUAGCAUCACAACAACACCAGCAGCAGCCCCAAAUGAUUUCAAUUCGUGAAGAACACCAGGAUUCGGCAAGUAUGUCAGCUCCGGGAGCUCCAAUGACAGCAGAAAAUGGUGGUGUUCCUGAUGGAACCCUCUGGACUGCACUGUACGAUUACGAAGCUCAGGGGGAAGAUGAAUUGUCCCUGAAUCGGGGACAAAUUGUCUGUGUUUUGUCAAUGGAUAGCAAUAUAUCGGGCGAUGAAGGCUGGUGGACGGGAAAAAUUGGAGAUAAGGUUGGAAUAUUUCCUUCAAAUUUUGUCACAAACGAGGAUCCAAUGCUAGUAAAUGUACCCUCAAGCAUCGGUGAAAUUCAACCCCUUGAAAUAGCAUACGAAGAGUUAGAUGUUCAAGAAGUUAUUGGCGUUGGUGGUUUUUGUAAAGUUCAUCGUGGAUUUUAUGGACAUGAAGAAGUUGCAGUAAAAGCUGCUCGUCAAGGACCAGAUGAAGACAUUGAAAUAACACGAGAAAAUGUACUUCAAGAGGCAAAGCUUUUUUGGGCUCUAAAACACGAAAAUAUUGUUGCAUUGCGUGGUGUGUGUUUGAAACCACCGAAACUAUGCCUUGUUAUGGAAUACGCAAGAGGUGGUUCAUUAAAUCGCAUUUUGGCUGGCCGAAAAAUUCCACCCCACGUUUUGGUGAAUUGGGCAAUUCAAAUUGCUUGUGGCAUGAAUUACCUUCACAACGAAGCACCACUUUCUAUUAUUCAUCGUGAUUUAAAAAGUUCCAAUGUUUUAAUUUUCGAAGCAAUAGAUGGUGAUAAUCUUGAAAACAAAACUCUCAAAAUAACCGACUUUGGCCUAGCUCGAGAGCUUUACAAUACAACGAGAAUGUCGGCGGCUGGGACAUAUGCCUGGAUGCCUCCGGAAGUAAUAAGCCGAGGAACUUACUCCAAAUCUUCGGAUGUUUGGAGCUAUGGUGUCCUGUUAUGGGAAUUAAUAACAGGUGAAACACCAUACAAAGGUUUCGAUUCCUUGUCAGUGGCUUAUGGUGUUGCAGUGAACACGUUAGCUCUACCUAUACCAAAAACUUGUCCUGAAGCUUGGGGAAAACUUAUGAAAAGUUGUUGGGAGAAUGACCCACAUAAAAGACCUGGUUUUAUGGAUAUUCUUAUGAAGCUUGAGGACAUCGCACGGUCCGGUUUUACACAAACACCACAAGAAUCGUUUCAUACUAUGCAAGACGGCUGGAAGAAAGAAAUCGCGGAGGUUCUAUAUGAAUUGCGCAUGAAAGAAAAGGAAUUGCGCUGCAAAGAAGCUGAAUUGAGACGCGUUCAACUCCAGCAACGUGAACAAGCCAAAGAUUUACAACUACGCGAACAAGAGUUAAUGGCACGUGAAUUAGAGUUGAUUGGACGUGAGUUAAUAAUCGCACAAAACACUCCAGUGCCAAGGAAACGAAAAGGUCGCUUUAAAAAGCUGAAGGUUAGUAUAUUUUCGAUAAAAAUUAAAAAACAAAUUAAACCUUUGUGUGUUUUUAAGCUUUUGAAACGUGAGCCUGCUCAAAUAUCACUUCCGAUUGAUUUUCGACAUACAAUAACAACAAUACGAGAUAAGUCACGAGCCAGAACAGACACACCACCUGGUUCGCCGGCUAUAUCAGGACUUCGAAUCGUUGCACUUCCACCGGAUGGAUUUAAAGGCAAAACAUGGGGUCCAUCAACAGUUCAUCAACGUGAACGAAGCCAUUUGUUGCCAUCGCUUCAUUCCACAGAGUGGAAACCAUCCUCUCAUUUUAGUAAAAGUGCUCCAAAUUUGGACAAAUCACGGAUAGCAUUUCCUCAACAACCACCUGGCACACAAUCAGCAAUAGCUGCUACAACAUCGGCGAUGAUAGCCGGCAACACAAUUGGUUAUAUUCCACAAGGUAUUCCAAUAUCAUCAACCAAAUUUCAACAUUAUACUAUUGCUAAUAACAAGAAUAAUAAUCAUACAAUAAGCAACAUCAACAUCAGUAGCUUAAGUAAUUACAGUGGCAAUAAUUUAAUUAAUAAUAACAAUCAUAAUAAAUUAAGUAACAAUAGUAUUAGAAAAAGUAAAAAGAAAAGUAAAACAUCAACGGCUGCCAGUAGCAUAUCACCUCCUCGUCGUGGUAGUAGUAAUAAUAACGGUAACAAUAACAGCAUCCAAUUGGCUAAGAGUCAAGAUGUAGAAUCCUUAAGAAAUGUCGCCAAUUCCUCAGCACAAAUUCCUUUUAGUUAUAGUUUUAUUAAUUCCUUUGGUGGUAGUUGCAGUAGUGGGGGUACUCUUUUCGGCAAUAGUGUUCGUCAUACACAUCAGUUAUCAAUAUCAUCAAAUAAUGACCAAAUAAUUAGUAGUGGUGGUGGUGGUGUAGGUAGUAGUGUGCCAAUGACGACUUACGAAGACGACGAUGAAAUAGAAAAACCGACAGGUUGUUUCAAUCUCCGCCGUAUGGCAAAUAGUCAAAGCUCAUCAACAUCCACUAUGAAAAUUAGCAACCAAACUCCUCCUAAUGGGGGACAGAAAAAACAUAGUUUAGAUAGUAAAAUCCCCUCCUUAAUUCAGACACAACGGGAGUGCUCUAGUACGUUAGCGGUAACUAAUAUUGACAAUGUAACUUACGAUCGUGUAUUCUACAAAGCCAUGCAAAAAAGUCUCGAUGAGAUAUUUUCAACCCCUUGUGACAUUUCUACGAUAUCGUCUGCCAAUCGUCAUGUUUGGAAUCAUUCGGAAAAGGCGAGUUCGAAAUCAAGUGGAGAUCUAACUAUGUACAGUUUUGAUUCUGCAAUCCAACAGGGCCCGGAUGAAACAGAGAGUGCAUAUAGGUUUCAACGGAAUGGCUCGGGCUCUCAGUUUCCCCGACAUUACUUUUUUAGACAGGAAUCAAAUUCUCUGGGUGAUAAGGUUGCCAUGAUAUCUAAAAGUUCUAGUAGCAGCAGUCGCAGUAGUAGUCGCAGUGAAGUUGACCAAUUCAGUGAGAGUUUUAAUUCGUCAUCCUGCCAGCAGGGCACCCAAGUUCUGAAUUCCGAAUAUUCGUCCUCGGCUGAUGUUUCACGGAAGAGUUCAGUUGUAACAUUUCAAUGUACAAAAACCGAUGAACUUAAUUCCUCCUUCAAACAAGAUCAAGACUGUUUUUACAAAGAAAGUAAUAAUUCUUUCAGUUUUACAACAAAUUACAGCGAUGAUGCCGAUGAAAAUGCAGAUGACAUUGGUGCGCAGUCGUCAAACACUUCAGAUUUUAUACUUCCCAACUCAAUGAUGGCUUCGAGAAAAUUAAAAGACAUCAAACCUGAUACUGAAGGUAUGAAACACAAUAGUUCAUCCCAUUUGCAUUUGAAUAAACAGGGGAAAAAGAAAAAGACUGUAUUGGCUGGGGGAAAGCUGAAAGAUUUUAUGAAUUUCUUUAGUUUUGGCACUUUGGGAAGAAACUCAAAAAAGAAACUUGCCCAGACAUCAGGAAGUGCUGCUUAUACGUUGUUCAAAAAUAAUUCCGAGUUGAAUGGGAUUGAGGGCGAAGAAGUAAUUGUAGCUAACAGUUCAAAAACUCAAGAAGACGAUGCUGAAGUUAUAGAAACAAUUGAAACCUUCAAAAAGGAAGUUGUAAUUACUAACGAAAAUAAUAAAACAACACAAGAUUAAUUCUUGCAAAACUUCUGAAUUGAAAUCUAUUAUAAAGUAAAAUAGAAUAUCGCAGAUAUGACAGAUAUGUAUUAUCUGCUUAAAUCUUAAUUGUAAAAUAAUUGUCAUUCCCUCAACUUCGUGAGUCCACAAUGUUCCAUGCACCACAUGUAACUACUAACUGAAAUCGUAAUAUU